Jatropha curcas is the source of this 3450-nucleotide messenger RNA. RefSeq names its product casein lytic proteinase B3 (gene CLPB3). Gene Ontology annotation, biological process: protein refolding; cellular response to heat. Gene Ontology annotation, cellular component: cytoplasm. Gene Ontology annotation, molecular function: ATP hydrolysis activity; ATP binding. The record is from RefSeq and is a predicted model, not a curated record. Lineage: Eukaryota; Viridiplantae; Streptophyta; Magnoliopsida; Malpighiales; Euphorbiaceae.
CAAAUCCCAACAAAUUCGCGACCUUUCAAGAACACUCCACAGCAUCAGCUCGCUUAUUUAGUUUCCUUUGGAAGUUCAAACUCUAUGAACUAGUAACCAACAGCUCUCUUUUCUCUCUUCAAAAAUCAAAAUUCCUCUCUCCAUUCCCACUCAAAGCCCUUAUCUUUAUCUUUAAUUUCCUUUAGCUCAGCUCCUUUUUACUCGUCCUUCGCUGCUUCAGCAAUGGCAGCGACCACAGCGGCGUCGCUUGCCGGAGUCAGUCUCUGCCGUCCGCCUAAAAGUAAUGGAAAAUGCUUGUUUCCGCAGUCUCUGAACAUCUCAUCGGCAAACCGCUGUUCUCUUAAGCCGUUUCAAUUGAAAAAGAAUAGAACUUGUGGUUUUGGUGGUUAUGAGCCAAUUUCAAGAAACCGGAGGUCUUUCUCUAUCAGAUGUGAUGCCUCUAAUGGAAGGAUUACUCAACAAGAAUUUACGGAUAUGGCAUGGCAAGCAAUUGUGUCUUCACCUGAUAUGGCGAAAGAGAAUAAGCAUCAAAUAGUGGAAACGGAGCAUUUGAUGAAAGCUUUGUUGGAGCAAAAGAAUGGACUUGCUCGUAGGAUUUUUUCUAAAGUUGGAGUUGAUAAUACUCGUCUUUUAGAAGCUACUGAUAAGUUUAUUCAACGCCAGCCUAAGGUUCUUGGUGAAUCUGCUGGUUCCAUGUUAGGACGUGAUUUGGAGGCUUUGAUACAGCGAGCCAGGGAAUACAAGAAAGAGUAUGGGGAUUCAUUUGUUUCCGUGGAGCAUUUGGUCCUUGCAUUUGCUCAGGAUCAACGAUUUGGAAAACAGUUGUUUAAGGAUUUUCAGAUAUCUCUGCAGACAUUGAAAUCUGCGGUUGAAUCAAUUAGGGGACACCAAUCAGUUAUCGAUCAAGAUCCUGAAGGGAAAUACGAAGCACUGGAGAAAUAUGGAAAAGAUUUGACCGCCAUGGCAAAAGCAGGAAAGCUUGACCCAGUUAUUGGAAGAGAUGAUGAGAUACGUAGAUGUAUUCAGAUUCUCUCUAGGAGAACAAAGAACAAUCCUGUGCUGAUUGGUGAACCAGGUGUCGGGAAAACUGCAAUUUCUGAAGGGCUUGCCCAGAGAAUUGUGCAAGGGGAUGUACCUCAAGCUCUGAUGAACAGAAAGCUAAUAUCCCUUGACAUGGGUGCACUGAUUGCUGGGGCAAAAUACCGAGGAGAAUUUGAAGAUAGACUGAAGGCUGUACUUAAGGAAGUUACAGAAUCAGAUGGUCAGAUUAUCCUUUUCAUUGAUGAGAUCCACACAGUUGUUGGGGCAGGUGCUACAAAUGGUGCAAUGGAUGCUGGCAAUCUCUUGAAGCCUAUGCUUGGUCGGGGAGAACUACGGUGCAUUGGUGCAACAACACUGGAUGAAUAUCGGAAGUACAUUGAGAAGGAUCCAGCAUUGGAGCGUCGUUUCCAACAAGUUUAUGUUGAUCAACCUUCAGUUGAAGACACAGUUUCCAUACUUCGAGGGCUGCGUGAAAGAUAUGAGCUGCAUCAUGGAGUUCGUAUUUCUGAUGGUGCACUUGUUGAAGCCGCUAUUCUGUCUGACCGUUACAUCAGUGGAAGAUUUUUACCUGACAAAGCUAUUGAUCUAGUUGAUGAAGCAGCUGCAAAACUGAAAAUGGAGAUAACGUCAAAACCUACUGCCCUUGAUGAAAUUGACCGUUCAGUACUGAAGCUGGAAAUGGAGAAGCUGUCUCUUACAAAUGAUACAGACAGAGCCUCAAAAGAUAGGUUGAACCGUCUUGAUGCUGAGUUGUCUCUGUUAAAGGAGAAACAAGCUGAGUUGACGGAGCAAUGGGAGCAUGAGAAGACAGUAAUGACUCGCAUUCAGUCAAUUAAGGAAGAGAUCGAUAGGGUAAAUCUUGAAAUUCAGCAGGCUGAGCGAGAGUAUGAUCUUAAUCGUGCUGCUGAACUGAAAUAUGGUAGCUUGAACUCUUUGCAACGGCAACUUGAAAAUGCUGAGAAAGAGUUGGAUGAGUAUAUGAGUUCAGGAAAGUCCAUGCUGAGAGAAGAAGUUACUGGAGAUGAUAUUGCUGAGAUUGUCAGCAAGUGGACUGGCAUUCCACUUUCCAAGCUCAAACAAUCUGAGAGAGAGAAGCUAUUACAUUUGGAGGAAGAGCUGCAUAAACGUGUGGUGGGUCAGGAUCCUGCAGUGAAAGCAGUAGCUGAAGCAAUUCAGAGAUCUCGCGCUGGUCUCUCAGAUCCUCGGCGUCCAAUUGCUAGCUUCAUGUUCAUGGGUCCCACUGGUGUUGGGAAAACAGAACUGGCUAAAGCACUAGCUUCCUAUAUGUUCAAUACUGAAGAAGCCCUUGUACGAAUUGACAUGAGUGAAUACAUGGAAAAGCAUGCAGUUUCACGUCUGAUAGGUGCCCCACCAGGUUAUGUAGGGUAUGAGGAAGGGGGACAAUUGACAGAGACAGUUCGCAGGAGGCCAUAUGCAGUUAUUCUCUUUGAUGAGAUAGAGAAGGCCCAUGCUGACGUGUUCAAUGUCUUCCUUCAGAUCUUAGAUGAUGGAAGGGUGACUGAUUCACAGGGUCGCACUGUUAGUUUCACUAACACUGUCAUCAUUAUGACUUCCAAUGUGGGCUCUCAGUACAUUCUUGACACAGAUGAUGACCUGCCAAAGGAGGUAGCAUAUGAAACUAUUAAGCAGAGAGUGAUGGAAGCUGCAAGAUCUGUCUUUCGACCUGAGUUCAUGAACAGGGUUGAUGAGUACAUAGUUUUCCAGCCUCUGGAUCGCAAUCAGAUAAACAGUAUUGUCAGAUUACAGUUGGAGCGUGUGCAGCAAAGGAUUGCAGACCGGAAGAUGAAAAUGCAGGUGAGCGAGGCGGCUGUGGAGCUUUUAGGGAGUCUUGGUUAUGACCCCAACUAUGGAGCUAGGCCAGUCAAGCGGGUGAUUCAGCAGUAUGUUGAAAAUGAACUUGCCAAGGGUAUCUUAAGAGGAGAAUUUAAGGACGAGGAUACUGUGUUAAUAGACACAGAGGUUACAGCAUUUUCAAAUGGCCAACUUCCCCAGCAAAAGCUACUCUUCAAGCGGCUUGAAACUAGUGCAGAUUCUUCUCCUGCAGAAAGUCGAGCUGUUUCACAAACUCGAUGAAUGCCUUUUGAGUUUAUGCACACAAUGAUGCGGUACAAGUUCUUUUUGGAAGAUCUUAAAUAGAUACUAAAUGAACUUUUCAUCUUGUACAAUGUUAUACUUAUAUAGAAAAUAUAAAGCCUCAAGGUAUAUUUUCUGCAUUGUUGAAGCAUUUCGAAGUUGUUUGGCUUAUUGAUAUUUAGUCAUCUAGAGGAGUCAUUGCCCUUUAAGCCUUUGGAGCACGCUAAUGACUCUGUACUUGAAAUAAGCAUAGCCAACAAAGCGAUGUGAGAAAUCUAAUAAAAGAAUGCCUUUCUUUUGAGAGUGUAUUUUUCA